This is a messenger RNA of Branchiostoma floridae (Florida lancelet), 444 nucleotides long. RefSeq names its product melatonin receptor type 1A-like. Bases 1 to 444 code for a protein of 147 amino acids. The transcript is spliced from 2 exons. Gene Ontology annotation, biological process: G protein-coupled receptor signaling pathway. The record is from RefSeq and is a predicted model, not a curated record. Gene Ontology annotation, molecular function: G protein-coupled receptor activity. NCBI's taxonomy places the organism in Eukaryota, Metazoa, Chordata, Leptocardii, Amphioxiformes, Branchiostomatidae. Gene Ontology annotation, cellular component: membrane.
AUGUUGACGAACGAGUCGGUUGUGACGCCAUUCCCAGACAUUGCACAAGGGGCAUCGUUGGUGCAAACCGUGGUGUUCGUCGGGAUAUUCGGCAUCUCUAGCCUGGUCGGAACCGUCGGCAACGCUGCUGUCAUCCUGGCCUUCUACCUCUACAAGAAGGUGCGCACCACUGAUAACGUCUUCAUCCUGAAAACCAGCUUCUGGGACCUGGUAACGUCUGCCGUCAUCAUUCCACUGACAAUCUCGUCCAUGGUCACCGGUCUGCCGAACUGCGGACAAUCCUGCUGUGCUUUCAAAGGCUUUCUGAGUCUGUUUAGCAUGACUCAAUCAUCGUUAUCUUGUGCCAUCACUGCCUUUAACCGUUAUGUGCACGUUGUGCUAUCCCUUGCCACAUACAUCCGCUGGUUUGGUCCUGUCAAGGCUGGGUGGUCGGGGCAUGAGUGA